Messenger RNA from Hydractinia symbiolongicarpus, 1679 nucleotides. RefSeq lists its product as uncharacterized. NCBI's taxonomy places the organism in Eukaryota, Metazoa, Cnidaria, Hydrozoa, Anthoathecata, Hydractiniidae. The transcript has 5 exons. Bases 264 to 824 code for a protein of 186 amino acids. The record is from RefSeq and is a predicted model, not a curated record.
AAAACCCAACUCUCUUUUCACACGUUUUUAUAACAUAAAAUAAAAAAAAUAAAAAAAACACGAUAGAAGAGUCCAGUUGACGAAAAGAAAUAUUUAAUACACUUGUUAAGUAUACCAGUUUUUUAUAGCAGACAAUUUUGCGAUCAGGUUAUAUAAAUUAAAUUUGGUAAAAGAUUGUCGAUAGAAUGAAUUAAGAAGAGACAAAUAACAAUCUUUCUUGUUACCUGAUAUAUUAGAGUUAAAUAAUUCAUCGUAAAGAUCAAAUGGUAGUAAUCAAAAUGGAUGAAAUUAUCGAUCUGCAUGCAAAGCAAUGUAAUAUAGAAAGUGUGCCACUCGAAAUUCAGGAUAACUACAAAACAGUAACCACGCCAGUCUCACCAUCACACAAUGUGUGUUUCCAUGCAGUAUUGAAGAUCUUCGUGGUUACAUGCAUUAGUAUAUUCUCUUGUGGAACAGUAUUUAUAAAUGAUUGUCGCGAAGAAGUUGGGAUAUCAAUAUAUCUUAUUGUGGUUGGCAUCGUUAUCAUGGCAAUUGUACCAAACCUUGCAGACGGGUUAGCGAACAAAAGCUUCUUGCAGCUAAACAUAUGGAAUAUUGCUUUUGCUUUGUUGAUGGCUAUGUCAUGGAUAAAACUUGCUUUUUCACUUCCUCCAUUUAUUGAUAUUCAUGUGGUUAUGGAGGAUUGGAUGUGUCGUUACAACAGCUUUAUUGCCCACAUUGAAUUUAUUGUUUGGUUUUUUAAUAUUAUUUUAUUUAAUAUUUGUUAUUUUUACUUUCUUUGCAACUUAAAUGAUGUCCCAUCUAGGAACGAAAAAAAAUUAUAAGUGCGCCUUUUUAAAACCAUCUCUGGAAGUUACAUAAAAAUGUAGAUUCCAGCACAUGUCGGGAAAACGUGAAAACAAGAAGAAAACGUUAAUUACUUUGUUGACAAUAUGAAAUUAUACAAUUGCACGUGAUAUAAACGCAACAUUUCAAUUAAAAAUAAAUAGACAGCUUUUUAGGUAAGCUUGGUUUACAAUGCAAGAAGGUUUGAAGCUACUAUUGACGAUACAAAAGCAACGCAAUCUCCCUUGGUUCAAGGUGAGCUGAAGAUAAAAGUCCAAUUUGUUUAGUCUGAUGUUAAGAAACUACCUAUAUUAAAAUCUAAAAUUGAGGAGGUAAUAAAUUCUGUUAAGAAAGAAGUACGUAGAAAAUUUAAAUUUUUUAGACUUUACAGGAAUUUGAAGCCCUAUACAGCGUGAAAGAAGAACUGAAAAAUCUAUUUGAUGAAAGUGAAAGCAAUCAAGAUGCACCUUCAUCUUGAUUGCUUUCACUUUCAUCAAAUAGAUUUUUCCUUCAAGUCUGUAACGACAGAAUUUUAUUGUAUAUACUUCGUGUUUUUUGUGUGUUUGUUUUUUUUAUUUAGCAUUCGCAAAGCGGCUUUCCUAAAACAUAAUUACCCUGUAAAAACGGGAUUAAUUGAAUAAAUUAAGAUAAAAUUUAACUUGUUUUUGUAGUGUUUAAAAAUACGAGUCCUAAUAACGCAACAAAGAAAUAAUAUCGGGGGAAUUAACAGAGGACAGAAAAUAAGGAUAUCUGUAAACGCAAAUUUAAGUCGUUCGCAUUAACCCUACUCAGCCUGUUCUUUUUUAACAUAUUAUGUCCAGAGGGUCGACAUACAUAGAUUACACAAAAAGUUA